This is a messenger RNA of Mangifera indica (mango), 1105 nucleotides long. Its product is annotated as bax inhibitor 1-like. The transcript has 6 exons. Gene Ontology annotation, cellular component: membrane. Lineage: Eukaryota; Viridiplantae; Streptophyta; Magnoliopsida; Sapindales; Anacardiaceae. Bases 108 to 842 code for a protein of 244 amino acids. The record is from RefSeq and is a predicted model, not a curated record.
AACUAUAAAUAUCACAAGAGUUCCCUUUCUCUUUCAUUACAAUUUUAUAUUUGCUCUGACUUUCUCUCUAGGCAAUUUUCUCGUGAUUUCUCUUGAUCGGAACAACAAUGGAUGCUUUUUCCUCUUUCUUUGAGUCUCAAAAUUCUUCUCGGUGGAACUCCUUCAAGAACUUUAGUCAGAUCUCUCCCGUCGUGCAGUCUCAUCUUAAACGGGUUUACCUUUCCUUAUGUUGUGCCCUUGUUGCAUCGGCCACUGGAGCUUACCUGCAUCUCCUCUGGAACAUCGGUGGUCUCCUUACAACUCUCGCUACGCUAGGAUGCAUUUUUUGGGUGUUGUCAACCCCACCUAAUGAAGAGCAAAAGAGAGUCGGUCUAAUGAUGGCUGCGGGCCUAUUUGAAGGAGCCUCCAUUGGUCCUUUGAUUGAUUUGGCCAUUCAGGUUGACCCAAGCAUUCUGAUCACAGCAUUUGUGGGAACUGGGUUGGCUUUUGCAUGUUUCUCAGUAGCAGCUAUGUUGGCUAGGCGCAGAGAAUAUCUAUACCUUGGUGGCUUGCUCUCAUCUGGUCUCUCCAUGUUAUUCUGGUUGCAGUUUGCUUCCUCUAUCUUUGGGGGUUCAACAACUCUGUUCAAGUUUGAGCUGUACUUUGGGCUAUUGGUGUUUGUGGGCUACAUUGUGGUGGACACCCAGGAUAUCAUUGAGAAAGCUCACUUUGGCGAUCUGGACUACGUGAAGCAUGCCCUGACCCUUUUCACUGAUUUUGUUGCUGUUUUUGUCCGUAUUCUCAUCAUCAUGCUGAAAAAUGCAAAUGAGAAAAAUGAGAAGAAGAAGAAAAGAAGGGAUUAGAAGUCUGGGUGGCGGGUGAACUCCUCUCAUUUAACUUUGGGUUGCAAACAGUAAAAGUAAUGUAUAUAUUCGCCUUCUUUUUCUCUGAACUUUGUUAUAGUUAACUAAACAAAAUUGUGUUCAUCAAGUGUUGGGGGUAAUAGUGUCUGUAUUCCCCUAACUUUGGUGAUUGUAUGAGGCCGGAUUUUUCCCUCAUGUUGACAUGUCGGUUUCUGCUCUUUCAAUAAAGCCACUGUUUGCAGUGGUGAAUUGGUUUGCUUAAA